Hordeum vulgare subsp. vulgare (domesticated barley) is the source of this 1752-nucleotide messenger RNA. RefSeq names its product senescence/dehydration-associated protein At3g51250-like. The record is from RefSeq and is a predicted model, not a curated record. Gene Ontology annotation, cellular component: plasma membrane. The coding region runs from base 178 to 516 and encodes 112 amino acids. The transcript has 5 exons. Lineage: Eukaryota; Viridiplantae; Streptophyta; Magnoliopsida; Poales; Poaceae.
GCGGGGCCCCUGGUCGUCGCGCUCGCCUCCGCCGCGCUGAUCCUCGGGGACAUCGGGCGCGCAUCCGCAUUCGUCGUCGCCACGCCGUGGAAGCUGCAGGCCAACGAGCUCGCCACCGUGCGCCUCUUCAAGGACAACACCCCCUCCGUCGUCUACAUCACCAACCUCGUCGUCCACAUGGCUGAUUGCCUCGGCUGUGUGGCGCUGGACGAUGGGGUGCUCCAUAAGGUUGAGGCCGCCGCAUACUGGACCGCUGUCGCGCCAAACGUCGAGGAGUAUGGCAGCGUCGUGGCCAGGGCCAUCACAUCCGGCGACGAGAAUGUGGCCAAGGGGAUUCUGUGGCGCGGGGUGAUGACUCGUGGACAUGCUUCCCUGGGGAACGAGGUGCUCGAGAAGAGGAUCCAAAUCGGUGAUACUAAGGCCGAGGUCAGCCCUGAGAUGCUCGGGCGAAUCAAAUGGUUCAGUGGGUCACUUGCAUUGACAAUCGAUUGUGUGUACAUGUGUGUUACCAUAUGAUCCAGCAUUUUGUAUUUCUCAUGGAAGGAUAUGCUUGUGGUCCGGAAGGGUUUGGUUCACGGGGUUUGACCGUCAAAUCAAAGGUUCAUGUAGUCCUCGAGAGUUGCUGGGAAGAAGAUGGGUACUGAUUUACACAACGAUCGGUUCGAUCCAAAUUUCUGAGCUCAUACCAAAAUAUUUCUUUUACAACUUGCGUCGUGUAUAUCGGGACUCGAUUGUGAUCUAUAUCAGGAGGAUGUUUGUUGUGGUUCCUAUAUACAUCUGUUGGAUGUGGUUGCCUCCCGGUGUUCUUUGGCAUCCCAUUCGGACUUAGAGAGUGAUGAUGGACGAUGGGGUCAUGCUCGGAAGAGUCAAACUCAAAAUUUAUGUGUGUGGAAGCGAUUCGCUGAGCAUGAGGUGGUUUUUGGGUUCAAGAGUCAAGACUAUGUAACUUCAUACAAGUUCAGACACAAUGCUGGUUCAUAUGCCUAGCACCUGCUAACAAAAUCUCAAUUAUCUGCAAGGUAUAUCUAAUCAUUUUGUUUUCCACGAUAAAGAAAAGGUAUGACCAUGGGCUUCUAAUAUUUCUCUAUACAUUUGACAUUUUGACAGUUCCUCAAAAAAAAGUAAAUCCAUCAUUGCUAACAUUUAGGAGAAAUUAUAUUUUUCAGUUCCAUAACUAUUGUCAGAGUUUUGCAAGAUUUGUACAAGAAAUCUGAUAGACUUGUUGUGUUUGUUAUGCCCUUCUAUACAUGGUAUUAUUAUUGUGGUGGAUAGGCCAGUCAUUGGAGUUGGAGCGUGGUAGAUGGGUUGGAGCAGAGCGUGGUAGAUGGAUUGGAGAACAGACCAGGUCAUGCAGACAGCUCUAACGGCACAUUAGAGUUAACUUUAUAUUUCUGGCUAACUUGGAGGCUUGGCUGCUUCCCCAUCAGUUCACUACUUCUAAUUGUUCGAGUGCAGUUGUACUCGAGACAAACACAAUCCAGUAAGGUAGUUUGUUCAAAUAGAUCUCAUAUGUUGAAUGAAGAUUAUAAGAUGUAGGUUAAAUUGAAGGAAAUAGGAGAGACCUGCACGUGUACUUAUCAGGUUGAAUUGGGUUUUGAGAAAAUCUCUGAAAGUGAAAACCGUGAUAUUGAUAUGUCUGUGAUUGAUAGUUCAUGCGGUGUUGUACAAUGCAAGAAGGCGUUGACCGUCUUAUAUAUGUAUUGCUGCUCUUUGCCAGAAACCAAAUAAAUAACACUUCUAUGUUGCUGCUCA